AUGGAUGAGGCGCGCGCCCACGGCGCCGGCUACUUCGCCUUCUCGCAGGACGCGGCGGAGCGGGCGCGCCAGCAGGCCCAGCUGGACGAGCUGCGCCAGCAGACCGAGGCGCAGAAAAGCACGGCCGACCAAGCCAAGAAGCGCAAAAACAAGCAGCUCAAGGACAGGCUCCGCAAGAUGCGCUGGAAAGGGAACAGUCAGCAGAUGAAGACGAAACGCCAGCUCCGGUGGCUGCUCCCGCCUGUACCGACGCAAGAGGAGCUGGACAAGAAGGCGGAGCAAGACAGACGGGAGGAGGAAAGGCAGAAGUUUAUCCGAGAAUGGGAUCUUGGAAAGGAGGGCGUCUCCAAAAGGCCACUGCUGACCCAGGAACAGUGGGUGGAGCAGCAGCGGCAGGAUCGGAGGCCAGAGUUCGCCCCGCCGACUCAGUACGAGCCGGGCAGGCGGGGCCGCGGCCGCCAGGGCCCCACCGCCGCCGCCGCCACCGCCACAUCGGCGGCGAUCCCAGAGCUGCCGCGGCGGCUGGAGGAUGGCGGCUGCAGGACGGUGGCGCCACCUGCCACGGCCGAGUACUUCGGCGGUGGUGGCCGCGGGCGGCGCGGCCGGCCCCCCGCGCCUGCCGACAUCGGCGACGCGAUAGAGGCCGGUCUGGCGCUGCUCAGCGACGACACUGAGAAGAAACACAGCAAAACGUUCGACCUGUAG
This is a messenger RNA of Pollicipes pollicipes, 705 nucleotides long. RefSeq names its product coiled-coil domain-containing protein 174. Lineage: Eukaryota; Metazoa; Arthropoda; Thecostraca; Pollicipedomorpha; Pollicipedidae. The record is from RefSeq and is a predicted model, not a curated record. Gene Ontology annotation, cellular component: nucleus. Bases 1 to 705 code for a protein of 234 amino acids. The transcript has 5 exons.